GAAAACUGUAAGCUUAGAUUUAGGACAAACUGUUUUUUAUUAUUAUAUCGCGACAUAUAAAUCAUCUUCGGUAGUGACAAAGCGCGGGAAAGCUGUGGCGUAGACGCUUGUAACUGUUAACGAGAUAGGCCUACUCUGCAGUUUCUUUGUGAUCGUUUUGAUCUGGCGUAUUCGUCAGUUCAUCUGAAGCUCGUCUCGUUCUUGCUGCAAUCGGGCGUGCGUAGAACAGUUUUUACCUCUGCAGUUCCAGUGUAUAACAAGAAAAUGCCAGCAAAGGGCAAACGCAAGUCAAAGAAGUCUUCAACAGCUGAUGAUGAACCGGAAGCAAAACAAGUCAAAGUUGAAGAAGCGGAUACCUCAAAUGGCAAAGCUCCCAAACCUAAAAAGGAAGACAGUCUAGAGUCUCUUCCAGAGGGCACGGACACCAGUUUCCCUAAAGAGUUCAACCCAGAUAAAACAACAGCUGAUGGACGUAAAGCCAAGUUGAAAAUCACCUCCUGGAAUGUCAAUGGGCUGCGUGCCUGGAUGAAGGGAGAUGGCCAGAGCUACCUUAAGACCUAUGACCCUGAUAUCCUUUGCGUCCAAGAGACCAAGUGCUCCCUAGCCAAGCUGCCUAAGGAUGUUGAAGUGGAGGGUUACCAUGUCUACUGGUCAGCAGCAGAAACUGAGGGUUACGCUGGGACUGGCAUGUACACAAAAACAAAGCCCAUCAGUCUGACAUAUGGCAUUGGUACAAAAAAACAUGACAAUGAGGGCCGUACCAUCACCGCCGAGUUUGAUAAGUUCUUUCUUGUGACCUCAUAUGUUCCAAAUUCGGGAAAAGGCCUAGUGAGGCUGAGCUACCGAACCAAAGAAUGGGACAUAGACUUCCGUAAAUAUCUCAAGAAAUUAGACGCCAAGAAACCUGUCAUUUUAUGUGGAGAUCUUAACGUUGCUCACACACCUACAGAUCUGAAGAACCCCAAGACAAACAAGAAGACACCAGGAUUUACGGAGGCAGAGAGAGAGGAGUUUACAAACCUGCUGGCAGAAGGAUUUGUAGAUUCCUUUAGGGAGCUCUACCCUAAUGCCCGGGACUGUUUCUCCUUCUGGACGUACAUGAUGAAUUCCAGGGCUAAGAAUGUUGGUUGGCGCCUUGACUACUUUGUCCUCUCUGAACGCCUGAAGGAUGACCUGUGUGACAGCAUAAUCCAGCAAAGCAUCAUGGGUAGUGACCACUGUCCAAUCAUGUUGUCCAUGGCUCUCUGAUGAAUCAAACAGUCCAGUUACAUAAAAGGGUUGUGUCUCAAAAAAGCCCUGUUUGAUCUGAAUAGCGGAUUAAAUGCAAAUGAUUCAUUACAAGUCAGAGGUAUCAAAUCAGCCAAUGGAAUGAUUGGUUACAACGGUAUCAUAUCGGCCAAUGGAAUUAUUGGUUACAGCGAUAUCACAUCAGCCAAUGGAAUGUUUGGUUAUAGCGGUAUCAAAUCAGCCAAUGGAAUGGUUGGUUACAGCAGUAUCAAAUCAGCCAAUGGAAUGUUUGGUUACAGCAGUAUCAAAUCAGCCAAUGGAAUGUUUGGUUAAAGCGGUAUCAAAUCAGCCAAUGGAAUGUUUGGUUAAAGCGGUAUCAAAUCAGCCAAUGGAAUGUUUGGUUACAGCAGUAUCAAAUCAGCCAAUGGAAUGUUUGGUUACAGCGGUAUCAAAUCAGCCAAUGGAAUGUUUGGUUAAAGCGGUAUCAAAUCAGCCAAUGGAAUGUUUGGUUACAGCAGUAUCAAAUCAGCCAAUGGAAUGUUUGGUUACAGCAGUAUCAAAUCAGCCAAUGGAAUGUUUGGUUACAGCAGUAUCAAAUCAGCCAAUGGAAUGUUUGGUUACAGCAGUAUCAAAUCAGCCAAUGGAAUGUUUGGUUACAGCAGUAUCAAAUCAGCCAAUGGAAUGUUUGGUAAUAGUAUCAACACUACGUAAUAGACAUCUGAAUUGGAGAAGUUAUAGAUCUGGAUGAGAAUGAACUCUUCUACACUUCAAAAUAUAAGUGGAUAUUACAGCCUGUAACUUUUAUAAUUGAUAGUUACAGUAAUAGUUAAGUGUCUGCAUCUCAUUGUUGUUAAUGUAUGGUUUACAUUGUCAGAUUAAAUAAUUUCCAAGAUACAUGAAUAGACAAUUUAUCUAGUCAAAUCGAAAUAAGAUUUGCUCGAACGCCAAAUGCAGACAUGAAUAUGAACAACAUCCAGGGUGAUGUUUGGUGGAGCAGGGUUUACAUGCUUAUAGUGUCGGGUAUGAACUAUGACAGGUAUGGACUAUGACAGGUAUGAACUAUGACAGGGUAUGGACUAUGACAGGUAUGAACUAUGACAGGUAUGGACUAUGACAGGUAUGGACUAUGACAGGUAUGAACUAUGACAGGUAUGAACUAUGACAGGUAUGGACUAUGACAGGUAUGGACUACCUACGACAGGUAUGGACUACCUACAAUAGGUAUGGACUACCUACAACAGGUAUGGACUACCUACAACAGGUAUGGACUACCUACGACAGGUAUGGACUACCUACGACAGGUAUGGACUACCUACGACAGGUGGGGGCCGCGGUGGCCAAGUGGUUAAGGUGUUCCGACACUUUAUCACUAGCCCUCCACCUCUUGGUUGCGAGUUCGAAACCUACGUGGGGCAGUUGCCAGGAACUGAUCGUAGGCCGGUGGUUUAUCUCCGGGUACUCCGGCUUUCCUCCACCUUCAAAACCUGGCACGUCUUUAAAUGACCCUGGCUGUUAAUAGAAUGUUAAACAAAAACAAACCAAACUACGACAGGUAUUGACUACCUACAAUAGGUAGGGACUAGCAAUAUUUUGUAUUUAAUAGAUAAUAUCCUCAAAACAAUUGACAUCUUUGUCAAAAAUUUGGUUAAGAAGUUUUGCAAUUAAUUCUGUAUUUGUUCUUCUGGAGUAAAACAUCAGUACAGGUACUGUGGAUUAAAUAUUGAAUUAAAGGUUUUCUUGAAUUUGACAUGAAGAUGCAUGAUUCGUGGAAAGUUCUCUGCUACAGACACUCCCUAUAAAGCUAACUGCUCCCCUACAUAUCACCCUUGAAGUUGUUUGAUUUGGAAUGAGAAUGUGUGAGGUGUGUAUGUGCUCUUUUUUUGCAUACUGUGAAUAUUGUUUUAGUAUAUUGAAGCAUUUGGAACCAAUUGUUUAUUUGAUAAAAAUUUAGAUUCAGAAGUAGUCAGAUAGUAGUCUACUUCUACUGGUUUGUUGUUACUUAUACCACGUCUGUAUGCUUUAUGGUGGGCUGUGAGAUUACUGAAUGGAAUAAAUUCUCUCAAAAAUGUAAAAUUUUGUGUACAAGUUUUUAAGUGAACAUUGAUAAUCAUUCCAUUAAUGCACUAAAAUUCAUCAAUAAAACAUGAAACAAAAAA
Messenger RNA from Pecten maximus, 3383 nucleotides. RefSeq names its product exodeoxyribonuclease-like. Lineage: Eukaryota; Metazoa; Mollusca; Bivalvia; Pectinida; Pectinidae. Gene Ontology annotation, cellular component: nucleus. Bases 265 to 1248 code for a protein of 327 amino acids. Gene Ontology annotation, molecular function: double-stranded DNA 3'-5' DNA exonuclease activity; phosphoric diester hydrolase activity; DNA binding. The transcript is spliced from 9 exons. The record is from RefSeq and is a predicted model, not a curated record. Gene Ontology annotation, biological process: base-excision repair.